Molecule: messenger RNA, 1190 nt
Organism: Baudoinia panamericana UAMH 10762
Lineage: Eukaryota; Fungi; Ascomycota; Dothideomycetes; Mycosphaerellales; Teratosphaeriaceae
Exons: 2
Coding region: 357-1154 (265 amino acids)
Source: RefSeq, a predicted model, not a curated record
UACUCAUGUACAUGGGAUGUUACCCGUGUACACGACCGUUAUUUGUGUAUACAACCGUUCAUAUACACACAAGCAUUACAUGUGUGUAUAACCAUUACUUGUACACACAACCGCUAUUUGUGCACACAAGCAUCGAUUGAAGGCGCCAAGCCUGCUCCUGCAACAUGCGGCUAGACUGACUUCGACUCCACUUCCGCUGCUCUUGUACCCAGCCGCAUCCGCGUCCACCACAACCAGACUUCAGGCUCAAACCAACCAGCCACACAUCAAACCUGGUAAGUCUCUCACACGUCCUGCCUCAACUGUCCCAUCUUUUCCCCCUAGAACACACUCCUCCGUCCACUUCUCGCGCAAACAUGCCCUCCCUAACAUCCCACCUCCUCCACCUCUCCCCGCCCUCCCUACACGCAGCAACGCAUCACCCCUUCCUCUCCCUCGCCGCCACAGCCUCCGCUCCCCCCGCCCUUCUCAAACACUGGCUCGCCCAAGACAGGCUAUAUGCCCUCUCCUACCUCUCCUUCGCCGGCACCCUGUUAUCCCGGAUUCCCAUGCCGACCCACGCGGAAAGGGAGAAAAGUCUCGAAUGGCGGGCCGCGGACCUGAUCAUAGAGGCGCUGGUGAAUAUUCGGAGGGAAGUGAGACUGUUUGAGGAGACGGCUGAAGCGGAGGGGUGGUUGGAGGAGAUUUGUGGGGUUGAGGCUAGUGUGCAGACGAGGGCGUAUCAGGAUCUCUUCGCGGGGGCGACGGCGCAGGGGCGGCCGUUGAUUGUGGGGUUAGUCGUGCUGUGGGCGACGGAAGAAGUUUAUCUGCGUGCUUGGCGGUACGCGAAGGGUAAGAUGGACCCCGGUGUGAGUGAUGGGGAGAAGGAUGUCAUGCAGCGGGUGUUCAUUCCGAAUUGGAGUAGUAGGGAGUUUGAGGCUUUUGUGCGGAAGCUGGGGGGUUUGAUUAAUAUGUUUGGCUUGGCUUGUGAGGGUGAGAGGGAGGAGCGAGAGGAGGAUGGGGAGGUGAGCUGGCAGUGGAGGGAGUGUGAGAGGGCUUGGGGGCAGGUGCUUUGGGCGGAGACGCACUUUUGGCCGGAUGUGGGGGGCGAGGUUAAGGCAAACGGUGCCGGGAAGGAAGAGGUGGAGAAGAGGAAGGGCGUGUUGAAGAAGUAGCAAUCCGGAUUAACAUACGAACGGAACUACACUACC